Nipponia nippon (crested ibis) is the source of this 1248-nucleotide messenger RNA. Lineage: Eukaryota; Metazoa; Chordata; Aves; Pelecaniformes; Threskiornithidae. The record is from RefSeq and is a predicted model, not a curated record.
GUGAAGAACCUGACGGAGGAGAUGGCCGGGCUGGACGAGACCAUCGCCAAGCUGACGAAGGAGAAGAAGGCCCUGCAAGAAGCUCACCAGCAAACGCUGGACGACCUGCAGGCGGAGGAAGACAAGGUCAACGCCUUGAGCAAGGCCAAAGUCAAGCUGGAACAGCAGGCGGACGACCUGGAGAGCUCGCUGGAGCAGGAGAAGAAGAUCCGGAUGGACCUGGAACGGGCCAAGAGGAAGCUGGAAGGCGACCUGAAGCUGACCCAGGAGAACAUCAUGGACCUGGAGAACGACAAGCAGCAGCUGGAGGAGAAGCUCAAGAAGAAGGAGUUUGAGAUCCACCAGCAGACCAGCAAGAUGGAGGACGAGCAGGCGCUGGCUCUGCAGCUCCAGAAGAAGCUGAAGGAGCUGCAGGUGAGGGAGCUCGGCUCCACCUGGCUGGGUUGGGUUGAAGAGUCUCCCGUCGGGUGGGGAGAGCUGUCCCGCCAGCUGGAGGAGAAGGAGGCCCUCAUCUCCCAGCUCACCAGGGGCAAGCAGUCGUACACCCAGCAGCUGGAGGACCUCAAGAGGCAGCUGGAGGAGGAGAUGAAGGCCAAGAACGCGCUGGCCCACGCCCUCCAGUCGGCCCAGCACGACUGCGACCUGCUGCGGGAGCAGUACGAGGAGGAGACGGAGGCCAAGGCCGAGCUCCAGCGGUCGCUCUCCAAGGCCAACUCCGAGGUGGCGCAGUGGAGGACCAAGUACGAGACGGACGCCAUCCAGCGCACCGAGGAGCUGGAGGAGGCCAAGAAGAAGCUGGCCCGGCGGAUGCAGGAGGCCGAGGAGGCGGUGGAGGCGGUCAACGCCAAGUGCUCCUCCCUGGAGAAGAGCAAGCACCGGCUGCAGAACGAGAUCGAGGACCUGAUGGCGGACGUGGAGCGGUCGAACGCCGCCGCCGCCGCCCUGGACAAGAAGCAGAGGAACUUCGACAAGGCGGCCAUGAUGGCGGAGGAGCUGAAGAAGGAGCAGGACACCAGCGCCCACCUGGAGCGGAUGAAGAAGAACAUGGAGCAGACCAUCAAGGACCUGCAGCUGCGGCUGGACGAGGCCGAGCAGUUGGCCCUCAAGGGGGGCAAGAAGCAGCUGCAGAAGCUGGAGGCCCGCGGGAGGGAGCUGGAGAACGAGCUGGAGGCCGAGCAGAAGCGCAACGCCGAGAGCGUCAAGGGCCUCCGCAAGUCCGAGCGGCGCGUCAAGGAGCUCGUCUACCAG